CUUCAAAAACAGGAGAGUAGCGAUGAUUAAUAUGCUACGUUAACAAAUGUUACUGUGCUCUUUGUAUCGGUUGUAGUUUGGAAAUGGGAGGCGUUACUGUCAGUGCAGUCUACAUAUAUGUGGCCCAAUGUGGAUCCCUCUUCACUCAGUGCAGCUCGGAUAAGCCUAAAGGGGAACCAAAGAAGUGCAGCAGAGAUGACUCUCCAUGAUAUGGUGGCUCAGGCAGCCAGCCUGCACUCAGGUAGAAAAGCUGUUUGGUUUGAUGGAUGCAAUGAUGAACCUCCAACUUUCUACACGUAUGCAACAGUGAUUAAACAUGCCACGGAGUUAACAGCUUUCCUUCAAAAGUACUGUGAUCCUCAAGGAAGGUGUGAAAUAGGCCUUUACUGCUGUCCGGGAAUAAACUUACCAUCUUGGAUCUUAGGAAUCCUUCAGGUUCCUGCUGCUUACUGUCCUAUUGAUCCAGAUGCCCCACCACUAUUAUCUACUCACUUCAUGAGGAAGAGCAAUCUUCAAUAUAUUCUAGUUGAGAAUGACAAAAUCAAACAAUUCCAGACAUCCCACGCUGGGUGGUUGUCCUGCAGUUCUUCCACAAUAGAACAUAUUGGUUUAACUCUCUUCCAAGUGAGUCGGAGCAGUACUGAUGUUAAUUUGAAAGCAGACAAUGUGAAAAGUAAAUUAGAGGCUUUCAAAGUUAUGGGUAACUCACAGCUAGGAAAUGCUGUCUGCUCAGAGCAUCUCGAAUUAAAAGCAUCAGAAGAAGGAUACAAGGAUGUUGGCCAGAGAUGCUCUUUAGCAUACGUCUUGCAUACAUCAGGAACUACAGGGACCCCGAAGAUAGUCAGAGUGCCUCAUACAUGUAUAGUGCUCAAUAUUCAGCAUCUUAAAUCAAUUUUUGAGAUCACACAGGAUGAUGUGCUGUUCCUGGCUUCUCCUCUAACAUUUGACCCAUCUGUGGUUGAAUUGUUCAUUGCUUUGACAAGUGGAGCCUCGAUUCUCAUAGUACCAAAUGCUGUUAAAAUGAUGCCUGUGGAGCUGUCUACUGCCCUGUUUAACCAUCACCAUGUGACAGUGUUGCAGGCAACACCAACACUUUUCAGAAGAUUCGGAGCUCACAUUAUUAAAUCAACAGUAUUGUCUGCAGACACUUCACUCCGAGUCUUAGCCCUUGGUGGUGAAGCGUUUCCUGUACUGAAUCUCUGGAAGAGUUGGAAACACAAGGACAACAAAACAAGUAUUUUUAAUCUGUAUGGUAUAACUGAGGUUUCAAGCUGGGCCACUUGCUACAGGAUUCCUGAGGAGGUUUUUAGUGCUGAUUUUAGAACUGAUUUUCCUGUCCCUUUGGGAUCUCCACUCCUUGGAACACUGGUUGAGAUCAGAGAUGCCAAUGGUUCUGCAGUUCUAGAAGGCGAGGGACAAAUAUUUAUAGGUGGUGCAGAACGAAUCUGCUUUCUUGAUGAUGAGAUAAUGGUACCACAGGACACAAUGAGAGAAACAGGGGAUUUUGUACGAGUGCAGAAUGCAGAGAUAUUCUUCUUGGGUCGGAAAGACAAUCAGAUUAAACGUCAUGGCAAACGUUUUAAUAUUGAAUGUUUGCAGCAGGCUGCUGAAGAUCUUUGUCAGGUAGAAGCUUGUGCGGUGACCUGGUAUCAGCAGGAAAAACUUAUCCUAUUUGUGGUUCCCAGGGGUGAUUUACAAGAGAGAGAAACUCUUUGUGAACUCCAGAAACGUCUGCCAACCCAUGGAAUUCCUGAUGAGCUUGUACAGAUUAGAACUUUGCCUUUAACAUCACACGGCAAAGUUGAUAUAUCUGAACUGAACAAGAUUUACCACUACCAUCUAAACUCCAGAAGGCGUGACAGUAAGCUGAGUGGUGCAGAGGAACUGUGGGAAAGAUUGCAGUAUUUAUGGAAGUCCGUUCUGGGUCUCCUAGAUGAUUCAAGUGGAAUUUCUAAAGAUGCGGUAUUUUUGUACAGUGGUGGAGACUCUUUUAAAGCCCUACAAUUCUAUGAUGAAAUUGAGAUGCUAGUAGGCAGAGGUGUGCCUGGGCUCCUUGAAGUUAUUCUCAGCCGUCCAAUUGAGGAGGUUUAUAAGCAUAUUCUUAAAACUCUGUUUCCAGAUGAAGACCAGCUGACAAACGAUGACAAUGUUUUGAAAAGAAAACUGAGUAAAAACAAUGGAGAGGAAAUUCAUGGAAAAUAUGCUAAACUGAAAUCUGAAGGAUAUCUUAGGGCUGCUCCAGGAUUAAUUUCAUUUGUAGCACUGAGCAGAGGAAAUCAUUUUUUAACUAUGCAUUUCACCAAGUCUGUUAUGGAACAGUAUAGUACAGAAAAGGUGGGAGGGGAUGCAGAAAGCAGCCAUUUAACAACAGCAGAGUUGGCAUUACGCACAAGAUGGAAAUCGGAUACAAGAAAAUGUGUUGAUGCAUCACCGUUGAUUGUAAUAUCAUCUAAAGAAGAAGAAACUGCGUCUGUAUUUGUUGGCUCUCACUCUCACACGAUGCAGUCUAUUGAUCUAGAGACAGGAGAAGUAAAAUGGGAAAAGAACCUUGGAGAUCGCAUUGAAUCUUCUGCCUGUGUAUCAAAGUGUGGACAUUUCAUUGUUGUCGGUUGUUAUGAUGGCUUAGUGUACGUGCUCCAAAGCAGUGAUGGAGAAACAUACUGGACCUUUGCCACAGAAGACACUGUGAAAAGCUCUGCAGUGGUAGAUCCUUCCAGUGGACUAGUCUACGUGGGAUCACAUGACCAACAUAUGUAUGCUUUGGAUAUUUAUGAAAAGCUGUGUGUAUGGAAAUUGCAUUGUGAAGGUGGAGCUGUGUUUUCAUCUCCUUGUUUAAGCUCUUUUCCACAUCAUGUUUAUGUUGCUACGCUGGGAGGACUGUUACUGGCUGUCGACCCGGUGACAGGAGAUAAGAUUUGGAAGAGUUUCCUGGGAAAACCACUUUUCUCUUCUCCUCACUGCAACGAGAAGUGUGUUUGUAUCGGAUGUGUGGAUGGAAACUUAUAUUGUUACAAUCAUUCUGGAGAAAAGGUUUGGCAGUUUUCCACGAAUGGACCGGUGUUUUCAUCUCCGUGCAUCUCCAGCUUAACUAAGCAAGAAGUUUUUUUUGGUUCCCAUGAUCACUUUAUCUACUGUUGUAACAUGGAGGGUAAUUUACUGUGGAAAUUCAAAGCCACUUCGAGUGUAUACGGAACGCCAUUUGUUUUCCAAAGCGAUGACUCAAAGAACAAAGUUCUUUUGGCAGCAGUAUCUACAGAUGGCAAAGUGUGGAUCCUGAAUGCCAGGACUGGAACAGCAGAAGGAAUAGAUACGCUUCCAGGAGAGGUUUUCUCAUCACCCGUAGUAUGGGGAACAAAGCUUGUUGUUGGCUGUAGAAAUGAUUAUGUUUAUUGCCUAGAUUUGUACAUAACAGGAAAAAAGGAAUAAGAAGGAUGUUAGACUGCUGCUUUUUAAUUCUUUACAUUUGUAAAUUAAGAUCUUGCAGUUGUUGUCUACCUCACUGCCUAUUUUGCUUUAGGCAAGAGCUGCUUUGUGCAGCUUUCUCAGCAUUUUGCACCACUGCAAAUGCAGGUAAGUGAUGUUUUGUUGACUUGCUGUACUGCCUGAAGGAUGAUCGCUCAGCACUAGCCACAAGUUUCACAGUCCUUCCCUCAUUUCCCAGCUCAGUCUGAUGAAAGUAAGAGUAUUUCAAAUCAUUUGGAUCUGAGUGUUGUACUUUUACCUGUGUGGCAGGAAAAUAAGUCAGUAGCUUGGCUUCAAGUACUUGUACGGCUGGAAGAAACUCUGGUAAGGUGCCACAGUGUACAAUUGGAAUUAGACAUUCUUGUCUCCCAGAGGGAGGAAUGUAUUCCUUUCUAUGAAUGCAGCCUAGCCUGUGCCUGCCUCUUGCAGGCAUCAGACCAGCAUUUGUCUGGUUUGACUGGAAUUCCAUUAGAUGCUAAGGUAGCCAACGUUCUUUGCUAGGUCUAACUUUUAAGCUGAUUUCUGAGGAUGCAGCCUGCAUUCCUUCAGCAAGUUGGGGCCCUCCCUGGCUGGCUUCACUUCAGCUAAGUCUAUGCUUUUCUCUGUGAAAGUCAGUACUAGUCACUUCCUGUAUUCUAAAACAUCUAUAAAUGUCAAUGACAAUUCCCACAUGAGUUCCUAGAUGAGGUGUGUAGUGUUCAAAUCAAUGCUUGCCAAAUGAUUUUUAAAGAAAUUUCAACUAAUGCUAUCUAUAGUGUUUACAGAGUACUAUUCAUAAGGGAUUGUACAGUUGUUUUUUUGUUGUUGUCAUAAACAACACCUUAAAAAAAAUUACUAUCAGUAAUGCAAAGUAAGGAUUUGCAGACAGGAGUACUCUUAACUCAAGAGCAUCUUCCAGAUUAGAAUAGCUUCUAUGGUAGUUCUUUAAGAAGACUAUCAGUCAUCUUUCUCCUUAUGAACCAUCUACUUUGAAUUCUAACAUUCUGAGUUAGCUUAAAAGUAAGUAGAUGUUGCAGAGGUUAUGGUACACAUCUUGUUCAUCCAUUUUAAUGUUAGGAGACAUGCAUGGGCAAGACACUUGUGGCAGUAGAAGUUCUGUUAUAAAGCAAACCUGAAGUACACAGCAAAAAGAGACACAGAAUCAAUAAAUCCCUGAUUAGAUAAUUUUGACUGGGUUAUAGUUUAAUAAGAAUUAAAAUGACAUUAGUUUAAUAAACAAUUGCACUUUAAAACAUUUGAAAAAUUAAAAAAGUACACAACAAAUACCCCACAAUUAUACAUCUUAUAGUUUUUUAUACAUUACUAUAAUAUGAACAUAGAGGUUAAUCAUAUAUAACCUGGUCAGAAGAAAUGCUAUUAAAUUGAGACAAUAUACUACAAGAGUGGUUUGGUUUUUAAAACAUUUUUUGUGUUUUUAAGUCAGAAGUAAUGGUUUGGGUUGGUUGGUUUUUUUUGUUUGUUUUUAACAUUUCCAACGCUUUAUCAGAAACGGCUGCAACAAAGCUAAAGCAAAGUAACACUUCACUCCAUUGGUAUUUAGUGCAAAGUUUUGUUAGUUGAUCAUGAAAUGUCACUGUUGGACAUGUACAUUUUAGAAAUGUUUCCACCAAGAUCUGUACAGAAUACAGGUUCCAUUAUUACACUAGACACCUUUAUGGUUGAAAAAAAAAAAA
Molecule: messenger RNA, 5135 nt
Organism: Coturnix japonica (Japanese quail)
Lineage: Eukaryota; Metazoa; Chordata; Aves; Galliformes; Phasianidae
Source: RefSeq, a predicted model, not a curated record